CUUCCCUCUCCUCCCAUGCCCCCUCUCUCCUCUCACACAUGACCUGUCCACCCAGCCCAGGGGGAGGACAUACAACCCAACAAGCCCAUCUCGACCUUCUUGCUCUUUCUCCAUUCGCCUGCUUCAAAGACUCACUCAUCCUCUUGCAUACGAGCAAGACGGCCAAGACGCUCACGGCGUGAAUCCACAGCCGGUAGCGACGAGGCGUCUCUCACUCCCUCCCUGCCAUUCACAAUGGCAGCCACAGCUACCUCCCCUGCUGGCACCCCUCCGACGCCGCCCACUGGACUUCCCGCCUUUGCGCGCGUGACCUCGGCAUCGCUUCUUCAGCGUAAUGCCUCGACGUCGUCGUCCAUCUCGACCACGACAUCGGAGUCCUCUUCAUCGCUUGUGGCUGUCCCUAUUCGUCCCCCGCCAAUUCAGACUCGCACGGCCGCCACCCCCGAAGCACAGCUUCCCAGCGAUGUUGCUGCCGACUACCGCGAACCGGAGCUCGCCGGUAUGUAUGGCGGCAGAGGCUUCGCGCGUAACGGUCCCCGCAUGGCCCGGCAAGCAACCGAGCCCCCGCGAACCAUCGGAGCGGGUGGGCGACACACCCCAUCUAUUGUCACCACCGACACUGGCCGCUCCCCAUCGCUUCCCCCGAAUCUCAGUCCCACCACCCCUCGGGCGAAGCGUCUGCCCCUCCCCGAAUCUAUGAUGGGCCCCCAUUCGCCGCAGGCGCUGCGCGUCACUGUUGGAGAUGACGACGGUCCCGGGACGCCCGCGCGUGCACACCACACGGGUUCAGCUCCGGGCACGCCAACAACUCUUCGCGGUGUCCCCAAAUCCCGCAACCAAAGUAUGGAUAGCAGCCAUGUCGCGCUGUCGGAGCGCGAGAGGCGCCAGAGUCAACUCUCGACUCAGUCCAACGGCUCGGCCGCCUCAAAGAGACCUUCCUUGAGAGAUUACAUCCUCGGCGAGGAGCUUGGGCGUGGAAGCUACAGCACGGUUGUCCUCGCCACUGCAGCACCAAGUGGGGCGCUCUCCGCGAAUCCGCGUGGCCCCGCCCAGCAAUUCGCUAUCAAAAUCAUGAACCAGGCGCAUCUCAUCCAGGAGAAGAAGGCAAAGUACGCCCACAUCGAACGAGAUGCUCUAAUCCGGCUCUCUCUGCCCAGGACGUCAAUCUCGUCCUCAGUCCGCGCGGGGCACCGCCGCGGCCUGUCCAACUCCUCUGCGGGUGGUGGACCGAACGUGGGCCCCAACCGCCGAAGUGGCCCUCACCAUCUUCGCGCUGACAGCGGUGGCGCGUCUUCUGCUGUGACACUCAUGGCAUCACCGUCGGGUGGGGUCCGCGAUCGGCCCAUCACCAGCGCUGACUCGCCGAACAUUGGCACAAUACCUCUAUCGCCAUUAAUGUCGAGUGGUCGGCUCGGGGCGCGUACGACAGAGCCGCAAGAGAUCCUCGAGGAUACGCCCCGCAGCCGGCCCCCAUCCCCUGUCAAGGAGGAAUCCAGUGAUGGCCACUCGGACGGGGGCACCACAUCAGAGCCGGUUCAGCUCCACCCAAGAAGGGAAGGCUCGACCGACCCCGACUCGAUGCGCAUGCGCACUCCGCGCAAACGCCGGCAGUCUCUCGCUCCGUCCGAGCGUAGCGCGCGCAGUUCCAAGUCGGUCACGGGUGGCUCGCAGGUGUUUGGUCACCCGGGCAUCAUCAGGUUAUACUGCACAUUUGCCGACAAGACCAGUGUCUACUAUGUCCUCGAGCUCGCCAGCAAUGGUGAACUUGCCGCUGUAAUUCGCAAGUAUGGCUCGCUGGACUUGGCUUCAACUCGGUAUUAUGCGGCGCAGCUUAUCGACACCCUCGAGUUCAUUCACGAGCGCGACAUUAUCCAUCGUGAUGUCAAGCCAGAGAACAUUUUGCUGGAUAACUCAAUGCGUCUCAAAGUCACAGACUUCGGGAGCGCAAAGAUCCUCGGUCGGAAGGAGGAGCCUAGCGAGACAAGCAAGAGGUCAUUCGUGGGUUCUGCAGACUAUGUCAGCCCGGAGGUUCUGCGGAGUGAGCCCGCUACAUUUGCCUCUGACAUCUGGGCGUUUGGAGUGGUUCUUUUCGACUUCAUCACUGGCAAAUCGCCUUUCCGAAGCGCCACAGAGUUCCUCACCUUCCAAAAGGUAUUGAAGCGGGAGCUGGAGUUCCCUGAGGGAUUUGACUCCGCCGCCCGCUCGCUCGUCGAGCAUUGUCUCGAUCUGGAGCCGAAGGGACGGCCCUCUCCGCAGGAGAUCAAGGCCCAUCCCUUCUUUGCCGGCAUUGAUUGGAACAACAUCUGGUCUGCACCUGCGCCCAAGAUUAGGACUGGCAUGUCUCCGCCCCAGAAAACGCUCGCACAGGUCGCACUAGAUUCAGAUGUGUGGGCUGCGUUUGAGGAUGACGAAUCGGACGACGAGUUUGGCGACCACAGCCAGGAGCCUCAGUAUGAUCGCUUUGCUGCUGCUUCGGCUGUCAAAGCAGUAGACUACCCCGAGGACGAGUUCGACCCUCCGCGUCCUGCUUGGCUCGUAGAGGAAGUUGGUCCGCGCCCUCCUCGUGAGCCCAAACCUCGCGGGUGGUCAACGAGUUCGAGCUCGAGCGGUGGGAGGCUGAGCGGUCUGCUUGAUACAAUGGGCAUUAACCCCACGUUCGCCAAUCGUGCUGGAUCGGGACGCGUAAGCCGCACCAGCGACCGCGGAUCGUAUGAUGAUCGCAGCCCGUCGCGGUCCCGUACAAGCUCCCCCGAGGCCAGGUAUCGGGGCGUAGCUCACACGGAUAACAGUCGGUGGAUGCCCCUUCUCGUUGCCAACGAGAGAAUCGUCCUUUCCACGGCCAUGUCCGUGAAGCCAACGAAUGCCGUCCCUCUGCCUUCGUUCCUGCUACCGUCGGCCAAGCGACGCCAGCUCAUCAUGACCGAUCUUCCUCGCCUCCUCGCUGUCAAGGACGAUCCCGAAACCGGGGAACCCAGGGUCAAAACUGAGUUCCAGUUCGUUUCUCACCCUAUAUCGAGUCACAUGAAGGCCGCCGUGUAUAAUCACGGCGGCAGAGAUCGAGACGAAUCAGCCAUUCAGUAUAUUCUCGAGGUUCAAGAAAAGGGCAGCAAGCUGUUUAUCCUCCAGACGGGUGGUGUAACUCUGUUGUACAAUUCUCAGCCUUCAUACAUCUACGGCACGUGAUAAUGCAUGAAUCAUAAUUGCGGUUCCC
Cutaneotrichosporon oleaginosum is the source of this 3211-nucleotide messenger RNA. RefSeq lists its product as uncharacterized. The record is from RefSeq and is a predicted model, not a curated record. Gene Ontology annotation, molecular function: protein serine/threonine kinase activity; ATP binding. Gene Ontology annotation, biological process: intracellular signal transduction; peptidyl-serine phosphorylation. NCBI's taxonomy places the organism in Eukaryota, Fungi, Basidiomycota, Tremellomycetes, Trichosporonales, Trichosporonaceae.